Molecule: messenger RNA, 429 nt
Organism: Brassicogethes aeneus
Lineage: Eukaryota; Metazoa; Arthropoda; Insecta; Coleoptera; Nitidulidae
Source: the annotation of a GenBank genome assembly
AUGGUGAGGCACAAAAACAGAUACAUGGUGUUGCAAGUUAACAGCAAUAAAGUGUUGGGUACUUACCUGCAAACUUGUAUUGUACAAAAGGUACAGUCAUUAUACGGUGAUUUCGGCGUAGCUGCAAUUAGAUCGGGAUUCACAGCAAAAUAUUGCAAUGAAAUCACAAAAAUAGCAGUUUUAAGGUGUAGAAAAGGGCCACACAAAUUUAUAUCCAGUUCUAUACCAUUUAUAAAGGGAAUCAAUCAAGUGACUGCUUAUAUAAACAUUUUGUAUGUUGGGGCAUCUAUGAAACAUUGUUUUAAGUUCAUACAUAAUUAUCAGGAGAAAAAAUUUAAUGAGUAUUGUAAGAAUUUAAGGACUGAUGAAGAGAAAAACGACUUAAAAAAACGUAUGCUUAAUAUAAAUCCGGAGACGGCUACACUUUAA